Molecule: messenger RNA, 2550 nt
Organism: Propithecus coquereli (Coquerel's sifaka)
Lineage: Eukaryota; Metazoa; Chordata; Mammalia; Primates; Indriidae
Gene: TTLL12
Product: tubulin tyrosine ligase-like family member 12
Exons: 14
Coding region: 67-1998 (643 amino acids)
Biological process (GO): protein modification process
Source: RefSeq, a predicted model, not a curated record
AGUCGGGAGGGCCGGGCCACGGGCGGCGGCGGCGCUGGAGUCGGCGCUGGCGCGGGUGCGGGCGCCAUGGAGGCCGAGCGGGAGCCGCAGAGCCCGCCUGCGGAGCGCAGCAGCGCGGGCCGGACGCUGGAGGAGGGCGCGCGGACCCUGGCCGAGUUCGCGGCGCUGCACGGCCCGGCGCUACGCGCCUCGGGGGUCCCCGAGCGGUACUGGGGCCGCCUCCUGCACAAGCUGGAGCACGAGGUUUUCGACGCUGGGGAGGUGUUUGGGAUAAUGCAAGUGGAGGAGGCGGGCGAGGAGGAGGAGGAAGAGGAGGCGAGGAAGAAGCAGCCUAACCCGGGCCGUGAGCUGUGCUACAAGGUCAUCGUGACCAGGGAGAGCGGGCUCCAGGCGGCUGACCCCAACAGCAUCUUCCUCAUCGACCACGCCUGGACGUGCCGCGUGGAGCACGCCCGCCAGCAGCUACAGCAGGUGCCAGGGCUGCUGCACCGCAUGGCCAACCUGAUGGGCGUCGAGUUCCACGGCGAGCUGCCCAGCGCGGACGUGGUGGCCCUGGUGCUGGAGGAGAUGUGGAAGUUCAACCAGACCUACCAGCUGGCCCAGGGGACAGCCGAGGAGAAGGUGCCGGUGUGGUACAUCAUGGAUGAAUUCGGCUCUCGAAUCCAGCACGCGGACGUACCCAGCUUUGCCACCGCGCCCUUCUUCUACAUGCCCCAGCAGGUGGCCUACACGCUGCUGUGGCCCCUGAGGGACCUGGACACGGGAGAGGAGGUGACCCGGGACUUUGCCUAUGGAGAGGCAGAUCCUCUGAUCCGGAGAUGCGUGCUGCUGCCCUGGGCCCCCGCCGACAUGCAGGACCUCAGCUCCUCCACGCCCGAGCCGCCCGCUGAACACUACCAGGCCAUUCUGGAGGAGAACAAGGAGAAGCUGCCGCUUGCCAUCAGCCCACCGGUGCUGCGUCCCCGUGACCACAUCUUCAGGGUCUACACGGACAUGCAGCAGGUGCUCAGGGCCCUCACCCACCCGCGCUUCACCUUCACCCAGAGCGAGGCGGACGCCGACAUCCUCUUCAACUUCUCCCACUUCAAGGACUACAGGAGGCUCAGCCAGGAGAGGCCGGGCGUGCUGCUGAACCAGUUCCCCUGCGAGAGCCUGCUGACCGUGAAGGACUGCCUGGCCUCCAUCGCGCGCCGGGCCGGGGGCCCCGAGGGCCCCCCUUGGCUUCCCCGAACGUUCAACCUGCGCACCGAGCUGCCCCAGUUUAUCAGCUACUUCCAGCAGCGGGAGCGGCGGGGUGAGGACAACCACUGGAUCUGCAAGCCCUGGAACCUGGCCCGCAGCCUGGACACGCACAUCACCAAGAGCCUCCACAGCAUCAUCCGGCACCGAGAGAGCACCCCCAAGGUUGUGUCCAAGUACAUUGAAAGUCCCGUCUUGUUCCUUCGAGAUGACGUGGGCAAGGUCAAGUUCGACAUCCGCUACAUUGUGCUGCUGCGGUCGGUGAAGCCCCUGAGCUUGUUCGUGUACGACGUGUUCUGGCUGCGCUUCUCCAACCGGCCCUUCGAGCUCAAUGACCUGGACGACUACGAGAAGCAUUUCACGGUCAUGAACUACGACCCGGAUGUGGUGCUUAAGCAGGUGCAUCAUGACGAGUUCAUCCCCCAGUUUGAGAAGCAAUACCCAGAAUUUCCCUGGAGCGGCGUCCAGGCGGAGAUCUUCCGCGCCUUCACGGAACUGUUCCAGGUGGCCUGUGCCAAGCCACCACCCCUGGGCCUGUGUGACUACCCCUCGUCCCGGGCCAUGUAUGCCGUUGACCUCAUGCUGAAGUGGGACAACCGUCCAGAUGGGAGGCGAGUGAUGCAGCCGCAGAUCCUGGAGGUGAACUUCAACCCGGACUGCGAGCGAGCCUGCAGGUACCACCCCACCUUCUUCAACGACGUCUUCAGCACCUUGUUUCUGGACCAGCCUGGCGACUGCCACAUCACCCGCCUCCUCUAGGCACUUGCUGCCCCUCCAACCUGUGCUGGGGGCGCGGAUUCCCACCUCAGUUCUCUGAGCUGCUUCUAAAGGCCCCACCCUUCCCCCCCUCCCUCGGGCCCCAGUCCCCAGCCCCAGGCCUCUGUCCUCAGCCAUGGUCCUGGCCUCACCCCAGGAGCUCAGGGUCCUUCUCCCACCAGAGGGUCGGAGCAGGACAGCGGUGGUGUCCCCGGGGCUGAGCGCUGCCCCAUCUACUCCCCUCACCACCAUCUGGUGAGUGUCCCCGCUGCCAGGGCCAGCGGCAGAGGGUGUGGGGGAAGGGCUGUGCAGGAGCACGGUGUCCUCAGAGUCACGGCUCCCUAGGGAAGCGCUGGGGACCCUGCCUCGCACAGGGCUGGGCGGGUCUCUGUCCCAGAGUCUCUGCGCUCGUGCACCGUGGCUCCCCUGCACGGGUGUCGGGCUUCACGCGCUGCCUGCAGGGCUCUGUGAUGAGUGACCCCGAACAGCCUGGGGAAGCUGCCGGCCAGACCCGCCUUAUCGCCACCCCCAGCUGCCCAGAACCUUCACCAGCAA